Messenger RNA from Acanthosepion pharaonis, 1467 nucleotides. The record is from the annotation of a GenBank genome assembly. Lineage: Eukaryota; Metazoa; Mollusca; Cephalopoda; Sepiida; Sepiidae.
AUGAAUCCUCUGUCGACUGAAUUUAGACCCUGGCUAAAGAAAAGUACUGAUAGCAACAGCAAUAAACAUGGUCACAACGCACCUCUUCUUGGCCUACCGCGAGAUGUCGCCUUUGCCGAGCCGUUACUUGGCAACACAAGUCACAUGACGGCUCCCAUUUCGAUCCCAAACGCUGCUACCAGACUUGGCUUUCCAGCCAACAAUUAUAUAAGCCAAAUUGCAAAUACCGACAGCUUUAGGGGUCAAGGAAUUAGUCACAUAGGAUUCAUCCCAUCCCAUGAUGGCUUUGGGUACCAGAUGCACAGUGUUUCAAAUAAUGACAAAGUCAGCUUUGUCAACGACACUCAAGAGUUCUUUCGCAAUUCGGAAACCAAAGCCGGGAUCGAACCGCCUUCAAGCCCUUGGCAUGAUGAUCUCUGCAACAAACCUGGAAUACUUCGUUCCCAACCAGAACGACCGGUCAACUCUGCCUGUUUACUGACUGAGCAACAAGUGUUCGAUAACGUAAAAAAGCAGACCAAACUUGAUUUUACCCCUCAACAAGAACCCGAUCAGACACUGACGACUGCAGAUUAUCCAUGUACAAUUUCGGAUGCUGGUAAAUCUGUUCUCGUGAAUAAAACCCUGGCAUCUUUCAGUUCCCCAUCGCCUUGGACUUGGGGUCAGCACGACCGAAUAGUGGUCAAGUCUAGUGCCAAUGAGGCACAAGUUACAACCGAAAACUGGAUGCCUGUCAAAAGAGCUAUAAAUCAACCGUCACCCAGUAGUAAUUUAUUAAAUCUAAUAGAUGAAAACAAUGAGGAGGAGAAGAAAGAGGACGAGAAAGAGGCAUUUUUCUCUAACAUGAUAACUGCGACAGCCGAAAAUGAACAGUCACGGAUUUACAGAGUGAUCGUUGAUGGAACUCCUUACGAUUUGAAAUCUGGUAUGGUAGCAGAUCAGUUUGGAAUGUUUUCCUUGCUUUAUUUGAUAAAGUCUAACAAAAACAACCCCGGUGGUGCUUUGCUUAUGGAUGGCUUAAGUCGGGACGAUUUUCCACUUCAUAAAAGCGAUCGAAUUUUUGACGCUUUCUGCAAUCCUUGGUCCAGCAUUUCCCGCCGUCCCCAAGAUAUCGACCGCAACUUACCCAACGAAUAUUUAACCAACGCCUACAUCAAGCAGAAGUUGCCGCCCAUCAAAUUGUCUCGGUAUAACGAAGAUCUCUUGUUUUACCUCUUCUAUAUAUACUGCGAGGACACGAUCCAAGUUGCUGCUGCUUACGAACUAUAUCAAAGAGAAUGGCGGUAUCACAAGACCGAGCAAGUAUGGCUAGAACGAAUUCCUGGAAUCUCACCAGUAACUAUCACUGACUCUUGGGAACAAGGGACAUAUUUCUACUUCGAUGUUGUGACUUGGCGAAAACAUCCGAAGCAAUUUAGAAUAGAAUACAGUCAGCUAGAAGAGAAACCAAUUUUUUUCUCAAAUUAA